CUGGCUAGGGCUAAAGACAUCAUUUCCCAGCUGCCCUGGUCUCGUCUUUCACCUGGAAGUGCAGUUUUUCUAGCUCGACGAAAUAGUAGACCUAAACAUGACUACAGUGAAGCUAAUGCGAGCCAUUCGAGUUGCAGAGUUUGGUGGGUCAUCUGUUUUGAAACUUGCAGAUAUACCCGUACCAUCUCCUGGACAGAAACAGGUAUUAAUUCGAAUUCAUGCCUGUGGAGUGAACCCAGUAGAAACAUACAUUCGCUCUGGGUCCUAUGCACGAAAGCCGGCACUUCCUUAUACCCCUGGAUCAGAUGUUUCUGGAGUUGUUGAAGCUGUUGGGGAUGGAGUUCGGUUUCAUCAGACAGGUGACCGUGUCUUUGCCACAGCCACUGAAACUGGAGGUUAUGCUGACUAUGCGGUAGCAUCCGAAGAUGCUGUUCAUCGACUCCCUGACUCUUUAGAUUUCUGCCAGGGCGCGGCCAUUGGAAUCCCAUAUUUCACUGGCUAUCGCGCUCUGUUUCACAAGGCUCAUGCUAAAGCUGGGGAGACUGUUUUAAUCCAUGGCGCCAGUGGUGGUGUAGGAAUAGCUGCUUGUCAGCUUGCACGUGCUUUUGGGCUGAGGGUUCUGGGUACAGCUGGGACCUCAGAGGGCAUGGAUCUGGUGUUGAAGAAUGGAGCCCAUCAAGCCUUUAAUCACAGAGAAAAAGAUUAUGUAGCCAAAAUAAAGGAAGCCACCAAUGGACAGGGGGUAAAUGUGAUCAUAGAGAUGUUGUCUAAUGUUAAUCUUGGCAACGAUCUACUGAUGUUAUCCUACGGUGGUCGAGUAACUAUUGUUGGCUCUAGGGGUCCUAUUGAGAUCAACCCCCGAGAUAUCAUGAGCAAAGAAUCCAGCAUCACUGGAGUGGCAUUAUUCUUUGCAACUAAAGAGGAGACUGCCGAGUGUGCUGCUGCCUUGUUUGCUGGGAUGGAGGCGGGUUGGCUGAAACCUGUUGUUGGGCCUCAGUUCCCUCUUGAGAACGCAUCUCAGGCCCAUGAGGACAUCAUCAACAGCCCUGGUGCUGCAGGAAAAAUGGUCCUUAUCAUGUGAACGCAGGGGGAAAAAAAUGUUAUGUCACUGAGGUGCAGGACUUUUAAAAAUUUGAAUUACACAUUAAACAAUACAAUUUCAUCAUUA
This is a messenger RNA of Clupea harengus (Atlantic herring), 1168 nucleotides long. It is a transcript of the gene cryz, whose product is annotated as crystallin, zeta (quinone reductase). Gene Ontology annotation, molecular function: NADPH binding; zinc ion binding; quinone reductase (NADPH) activity. Gene Ontology annotation, cellular component: cytosol. The record is from RefSeq and is a predicted model, not a curated record. Lineage: Eukaryota; Metazoa; Chordata; Actinopteri; Clupeiformes; Clupeidae.